AUGCGGAGUGCGCGCGGGGCGGCGCUGGCUGGCUGGGCCCGGGCGGCGGAGGGGACCCUGGGGGGGGCCGGGGCGCUGCGGAGCCUUCACCGCCCGCUGCCUCUGCCCGGGCCCGGGCGCAGCGCGGCGCAGCGCGACCCGCGGGGCUGGCAGGAGACCCUCGGUGCCGCCGUGACCGCGCUGCGGGAGGGCGGCCUGGUAGCGGUCCCGACCGACACCGUCUACGGGAUCGCCUGUCUGGCCCAGAGUUCUCGGGCGGUCCGAAAGAUCUACAGUCUGAAAGGGCGUAAUGGGGGCAAACCGCUGGCGAUCUGCCUGGGAGAUGUGGAGCAUAUUUACAGGUACUGCCAUGUCAAUGUGCCAGAAGAGCUGCUCCAGGACCUCCUCCCAGGACCUGUGACCUUGGUAUUGCAACGCUCAGAAGGACUCAAUAAAGACCUGAACCCUUUCACGUCGUUGGUUGGCGUUCGUAUUCCAAAUCAUGCUUUUAUUAGGGAGUUGGCACAGGCUUGCUCAGGACCACUGGCUUUAACGAGUGCUAACAUCAGUACUCGGGCGAGCACACUGACUGUCUCGGAAUUCCAAGACCUCUGGCCUCAGUUAUCCUUGGUCAUUGAUGGAGGUGCAAUUGGAGAUAUCCGGAGUCCAGAGUGUCGUCUGGGGUCAACUGUGGUCGACUUGUCUGUAUCUGGGAAAUAUACCAUUAUUCGGCCUGGCUGUGCACUGACACCGACAGUUGAAAUCCUGGGGAAGAAAUAUGGCUUGACAUCAGAACCUUCUUGUUCGUGAGAUACCAAACUCUGGAAGCUGUGCAGUCGGUAAAAGUGGGCACCAUGUGUCCGUCUCUUCAGGAAGCCAGUGUCCAUGGCCUCGUUUAAUAAGGUCAAUGGUUGUAUCAGUCCUCAUGUCUCACCCUGGGUUACCAUACAAGGGAUCAUUUGCCUUGCGCAAUGGGGUUUACUAGGAUUUGAAAUAAACAAAUGUCUGUUUGCGAUAUCUUGGCAAACUGCUGCUCUGGCAUGGGACAGAGGAUAGUGUUUUACUGAAAUACCUGUGUACAGCACUUGGGUUUGAUUCAGAUUUAAAGGCGACUGAUUGCUGCUUUGACUUAAAAACACACCACAGUGUGUGGUGUUUUGUUUUUCUUCUGUUUUACUUAGAAAUAUCAGGAAUGCACAGUCUCCUCUUGCUUUGUUUUGCAGGAGUGAGCUUUGUCUCCUUUAGUAAAGAGAAUCCUUCUUCCACCUGUCUGUUUGACUUAAAUAGCAGAGCAACUGAAAGGAAAAUGGCUUUUUAUUUUGGCAUAAUCAGUUUCUCAUGAUGCCAUAAUCUUACUGUUCUCCAGCAAAAAGUAGUGACUCUAGACCUGAUAUUUCUAACGGUGCCAAACAGGAGAAACUUUUCAGCUGCUUUUUAGUUAUCAGAAAAGCAUCUCUUUUGCAAGUCAUCUAAGUUUUAUUUUAAGUGAUGGUUGCUAAUCCUAAUACUAGACUAAAUUAUUCCUUUUUUUUCCUUGUAAAAGGAGACAGGACAGAUCCUAAAGUGCAGUCUUUUGAGUCCCUCAUGAACUGUUCCCUUCAUCACCCAUGAAGUUGUUGCUUUCUCUACUUAGCUGACCCGCGGACAAGGAUCGGUCUGUAGUUUUUAUAAAUCUUAAUUCAGUGAGAUUGUUAGAACAGGAGGAGGCCAAAAGGGUCUGAGCCAGUAUUUAUUCUUCUGGGAACACUAAAGUGAAAUUAAUCUGUUCAUGGAGAUAUUUACUAGUGUUUAAAAACUGGUGACCAAACUGUUUGUUUUUGAAACAAUUCUGUUAUAAAUGGUUAGAUUUAAGAUGUUUGUGUUUGUGCCAUUAAAGUGUGAAUUUUGUACAUACA
Molecule: messenger RNA, 1874 nt
Organism: Gopherus evgoodei (Goodes thornscrub tortoise)
Lineage: Eukaryota; Metazoa; Chordata; Testudines; Testudinidae
Gene: YRDC
Product: yrdC N6-threonylcarbamoyltransferase domain containing
Exons: 6
Coding region: 1-789 (262 amino acids)
Biological process (GO): regulation of translational fidelity
Cellular component (GO): cytoplasm
Molecular function (GO): tRNA binding; double-stranded RNA binding; nucleotidyltransferase activity
Source: RefSeq, a predicted model, not a curated record